CUACAACUCCCAUUAUAUAUCUUUAAAUCAUUAAAGAAAAAAAAUCAAAACAAAUUUCGUAGCACGCCACUCUCUCCGACUUCACUCAUAAAUAAAACUCACACACAGAGUCAGCCUUCCAAUCCGCGUGAACCACAUAGCCGAAGCUAUGGCUUCCCUCGCCUCAGAUAUCAUCGCUACCGUCGAUUGAGGUAAAAAACCGUUAACCCAAGCCGAACCUCCUUAAAUUCCAUCUUUACCCUUAACCGUUACUUAAAACCAUGGCCAACUCCAAAAAUCACCGUAACGGCCAGGGCGAGCCUCACCGACGAGGGAAGUUAACAAAGAAAUCGUCGUCGUUUUACGGUCACUCAUCAACGCCGCCGCCUAUCGUUUCCGAGGCACAAAUCCGCCGACCGAAGACGGUGCCGGACCUUCUGUCGGACAGGAACCGCCCCGCGGCCGCGCCGGCGGCGGCGGCGUUGCCGAAACAGCCACCGAAGUUGUUGCUGAAAGUGACGACUAUGGGAAGCCUGGGACCGGUGCAGGUGGUGAUGACGCCGGAAUCAACCGUCGGAGAUUUAGUUGCGGUGGCGGUGCGGCAAUACGUGAAGGAAGGUCGCCGUCCGAUUUUGCCGUCGAACGAUCCUUCGCAGUUCGACCUUCAUUAUUCUCAGUUCAGCUUAGAGAGUUUGGAUAGGGAGGAGAAGCUGAAGGAUAUUGGAUCUAGAAACUUCUUUCUGUGUCCGAGGAAGUGCGACGGGGAAGACGGAGGCGCAACGACGCCGUUUGCUUCGUGUUCCAGGGAGGCUGAGAGAGCGAGCAAGGGUGGCGCGUUUGGGUGGUUAAGGUUCAUGGAUUUCUCGCGGUGAAUCUGUGAUUUGAAGCCAUGUGCGGUCCACUCCACACAGUUAUUUGGAUUAUUUUUUAUUUUUAUUUUUAUUUUAUUUUUUAUGAUUUUAAAAUUCAGAAUGGAUCAAUGGUUGGUUACGAAGUUAUGAUGGCCCGUUAGUUGUAAAAAAAUGUGUCGGCCAUUUAACUGAAUUUUUCUCUCUGUUUUGUCUUUUUGGUUUUUCGUUUUCCUACAUGUGAAGCAAUUCCAUUUCACAAGUUGUUGGAUUGCGUAAUAGGACCGUCAAUGUUGAUAUUUACAUGUCGAAAGAAUAUCAUUUGUCAUUUAUUCUCCCCGUGAAGUGAAUGUGUUAAUGAUUGAUUUAUAUAUACAAAUACGAUCAUAUCCUA
Messenger RNA from Cajanus cajan (pigeon pea), 1221 nucleotides. The record is from RefSeq and is a predicted model, not a curated record. NCBI's taxonomy places the organism in Eukaryota, Viridiplantae, Streptophyta, Magnoliopsida, Fabales, Fabaceae.